ACAAUACACAAGUUUCACCAACAUCAUGUUGUCGACAUAAUUGGGAGAAUAUUCAGGCCGAAAAGAGAGGACGGGUAGAGGCUCUUCUGACAUCUGAUGGCCCCUUCUCUUCACCACGUCCAAGGUUCAACAAAGCCCUGAACUCAUCUGAUAAACUUUCAAAGGUGAUCAAAACUGAUAUCAACAGAAAUUUGCGAAUACAAGCUCCUCUUUCGACAACAAUUAUCAUAAAAAUAAAAAAUGAAAUAAAAAGAAUAUGGUCAACAGUACAAACAUCACAAAACUUCCGCUUCGCUGCAUGGCAUAUAUCACGACAGAAUGGUGGAUAUCAUAUAAGGCAAAUAUUCGAUAUUCUGCGAGAGUUUGGUCGCAUUGAGAGCCUCUAUGUCGUCAGCGAGAACAGUGCACGCGCUACCUUCGUACAACUCGAAGCCGCGUGCUCGGCAGUCAACGCACGUUUUCUUGGAAAUGCACACAACCCCAUGCUAUGCGAUUGGUUUCAUAAAACGAUGCUGAACAAAUCGUUUACAAUCAGAAGACGUCAUCUGUAUGUUAAUCAUGAUCCCUUCAUUGGAUAGCAUUUUGUUUUAGUUGCUUUUAUGAACGCUUGCAUAAUAUCCUAUAUAAUCUUUAAUUUUUAAUGGAAAUAGCAGUGUGUGGUGUGCAUGCAAAUUAGAGACAAUUGUUGCAAUUUUUAUUAUAUUAAAUUUUAUUUUUUUAUUGAAAAUAUUAUUGUUUACAAAUCUAAUCUAAUAAUGUGUAAUUAAAAAUGUAAACAAAAAAAAAAGUUUUAGUUAUAUCUUUCAUUUAUCUACCC
Messenger RNA from Anneissia japonica, 817 nucleotides. RefSeq lists its product as uncharacterized. The transcript has 3 exons. Lineage: Eukaryota; Metazoa; Echinodermata; Crinoidea; Comatulida; Comatulidae. The record is from RefSeq and is a predicted model, not a curated record. The annotation marks the transcript as partial.